Messenger RNA from Dibothriocephalus latus, 297 nucleotides. The record is from the annotation of a GenBank genome assembly. NCBI's taxonomy places the organism in Eukaryota, Metazoa, Platyhelminthes, Cestoda, Diphyllobothriidea, Diphyllobothriidae.
AUGGCAAUUUGCAAAAACGAAAACCAUCCCACAGGGCAAGUGGUGUUGAGUGAGAACCAGCCCAGUGUCACACUGCCGAAGGAAGUCUACCAAAGCCUCAUAAUCAAGUCAUCAGCCAGCGCAACGCGUCUGAUAAGACUUCUCAUGAAAAGUUUCUUCAACCAAGAGGAACUCGCAGCCUCUUCUCUUUCCGGUGAGGGCAUAUACAAGAAGCGCCUCCAACCGGAAAUUACCGAGGCUAUCAAAGGUAAGCCUCCUCCAUUUUGCCAGCAUCGUCCCAUUACUAGAGAUCACUGA